AUGGGGUGGCUUCAAUCUCUACUCUGUCCAUUGAAGAAGAUCUGGGUUCGACUUCAUUCCACGAAUAAAAAGCGUAGAGGGAUAUACAUCUUAUAUAAGGAUGUGAAGUCAUGUCCAUGUGAAGAUGUGCAAGUUCUCUGGUCAAUGUUGGUUGAGUCUAGCAAAGCCUCACCUUCUUUGCCAUCAAAAUAG
Messenger RNA from Lathyrus sativus (Indian pea), 192 nucleotides. NCBI's taxonomy places the organism in Eukaryota, Viridiplantae, Streptophyta, Magnoliopsida, Fabales, Fabaceae. The record is from the annotation of a GenBank genome assembly.